Molecule: messenger RNA, 2730 nt
Organism: Bipolaris zeicola 26-R-13
Lineage: Eukaryota; Fungi; Ascomycota; Dothideomycetes; Pleosporales; Pleosporaceae
Exons: 2
Coding region: 1-2730 (909 amino acids)
Biological process (GO): microtubule nucleation; meiotic cell cycle; cytoplasmic microtubule organization
Cellular component (GO): equatorial microtubule organizing center; centrosome; spindle pole
Molecular function (GO): microtubule minus-end binding; gamma-tubulin binding
Source: RefSeq, a predicted model, not a curated record
AUGGCCAAACUCCACCGUGAGCGCGUCGAACACGCGUUGAACGAAUUGCUGGUGCGCAUAGUACCCGAGGACCCCAACGAUGAUGAAGAGGCCGCCAACCAGCGCUUCGAAGACGCGUUUGAGUUUGCCAUUGACGAACUCACGUCGGCAGGAGAUCCCGCCCUGGUCCCAGAUGUCCACCACAUCGCCAGCCUGAUGGACCGCAAGGUCUCGGGCCCACGCAACGAUCAGCACAAGAGCGCCCGUCUGCAUAAUUUGCUCUCACGCCUCGAGACACAGACAGUGCUGGACCAGAAAUGGAGAAUGCUUUACUUCCUGUACAAGCUCUCAGAUAAUGGCGAGCCAGUUCCAGAUGCGCCUGUCGCCCAGGACCUGCGCAGCUUUCCCCGAGAGCCUACUACGCCUUCCAAGCGCGCCUCUGCUCCAGCAUUCCAGGACGCCUUUGCAAAGCCCGGCCUUGCUCAGCUACCCAUCAAUGCCGGCUCGCCCAAAGCACCUUCACGCCCACCGACGAUUGCCGAAAAGCCAGAGAAACGGCGCGAGAGACGCUCCCAAGAUACUACCAAAGAGCAGCAGGCCAAAACAGCCAACUCCGCCGAAAAGCCAGAAUUGGGCCCUUCAGAACCGACCCUAUUACGCGAGCUCCCUUUCACGUUACAGGGCUACUCAUCUGCCAAUCUGACAUUCCCUUCUUCGACGGCCCUCAAACUUCCACCGACGCUCCCUGUGCCCAUUAUCAGCCUCCUGCAUACCCUCGCUGAGCCCGCUAUUUUGUACAAAGGACUUGCUGAGUUUGUCGAUGAGAGCCAGGGUGGCCUGAUAGAGCAGAGUUUCCGCGCAGCCUUAGCUAAGGAGCUGAGGGCGUACCUCGGGUUGGUUGCUACGCUCGAAGGCCAGAUCAAGAGGGCCUUGGCACAGCUCGGUGAGGGCUCAGCGCACCAGGGCGCCAGCAAGGCCGGAGUCACUCUCAAGCGGUGUGUCAUAUGGAUCAGAGAGCCGACAAUGGGCCUGCGACUCAUGAGCCUGAUGGUAGAAGAAUCAAAGAAGAAGAAAGGCGGCGAGCUGAUUGCACUCAUCCAUUCCUUCUCCCUCAACCACGGCGACCCCUACGUCAUGAACUUUGCCGAGCGCCUUCUUUCCGAUGUCACCCGUCCAUUCUAUGACAUGCUGAGGCAGUGGGUCUACGAUGGCGAGCUGGCUGAUCCAUUUGCAGAAUUCUUCGUCUCUGAGCAGAGCGAAGACGAGAUUCUCGAAGCAAAUGGCAACGAAGGCAAGGGUGGAGCUACAAGUGUAUGGGAAGACAAGUACAGACUCAACGACAAGAUGGUUCCUACCAUUGUCACUGAGGACUUUGCAAAAAAGGUCUUCCUCAUCGGCAAGACACUAAACUUUAUUCGCUAUGGCUGCGGAGAUGCAGCAUGGGUUGACACAUACUCUAAAAAGGCUUCCAAGGAGCUGCAAUACGGCGAUACCGCAAAUCUGGAGAGAUCCAUCGGCGACGCCUACAAGACCACCAUGGCUCGUCUGAUUGAUCUCAUGGCGAACAAGUUCAAGCUAUUUGACCAUUUGCAAGCACUGAAAAAGUACAUGUUGCUUGGCGCUGGUGACUUCAUUGCCGUACUCAUGGAAUCACUCUCGUCAAAUCUCGAUAGACCUGCCAACACCCAGUACCGACACACGCUCACUGCUCAGCUUGAACACGCUGUCAGAAACUCCAACGCACAAUUCGACACGUCAGAUGUUCUUCGCCGACUCGACUCUCGCAUGUUGGAGCUGUCGCAUGGCGAGAUUGGAUGGGACGUCUUCACGCUCGAGUACAAGAUCGAUGCUCCUGUAGAUGUCAUUGUGACUCCAUUUGGGUCCAAGCAAUAUCUCAAAGUCUUCAACUUCCUAUGGAGAGUAAAGCGUGUCGAGUUCGCCCUUGGUUCUACAUGGCGUCGCUGCAUGACCGGUGCGCGUGGCGUUUUGGGCACUGUAUCAGACAAGAUGGGCUCUGACUGGAAGAAAGCGCGCUGCGCUAUGGCCGAGAUGGUCCACUUUGUCAACCAGCUUCAGCACUACAUUCUUUUUGAGGUUAUCGAGUCUUCGUGGAUUGAUUUGCAAAGAGCACUCAACAAGCCAGAAAGCACACUCGAUGACAUGAUCGAAGCCCACGCAAGGUACCUCGACAACAUUACCAGGAAAGGUCUCCUUGGAAGCACUACUACGGAUUUCACGGCGCAAUUGCACGAGCUGCUAAAAACCAUGCUAGCAUACAAAGACGCGGUAGAUGGAUUGUACUCGUGCUCAGUUGCAGAGUUUACUCGAAGACAAGAACAUGCUGCUAAGAUUGAGACGCGAACCGCAGCCGGCAGGUGGGGUCUCUCUGAAAAGGACAACCACGGUAGCUCGACUCCAGAUCCUUUUGCGCGAUCGCGUGCAGCUUCUACCAACCAGGAUGCAGAUUCACCUUUCCCGCCACCAUUGCUGAAAAUGGGUAUGACUGGGUCUGUCGAAGAUGACGUACUACCAGCACUUCAAAAGCGCUUAAGUCAUCUGGCUGAGGACUUCAAGGCCAGGAUCAACCUUCUUCUCGGUGACCUGGUGCACUCCCCCGAUGGCGAGCUUAAAAUGCUGGCUGUUAAUAUUAAUUUCAACGAUGUAUACAAGGUUGAGCGAAGACGAAGGAAAGGGUCCCAAAAACGCGACAAGGACAGAGAGACCUCCAAAGGUGACAUUUCUGCAGCAUGA